AAGUCUAAAUUAGAUUGUGUAUAGUGUUCAGUAAUACAGUGGUUCUUAACCAGGGGUACUAGGACCCAUGGAGGUACUUGGCCUAUCCACAGUAGGAACAUAAGAAGACUCAUGUUUAGACCAUAUACUUACUGGUAAAAUGCAUAAGGGGGUACUCCAGGCAGGGCAACAUUCAAUUGGUGGUACAGUAACCGCGAAAGGUUGGGAACCACUGCAGUAAUACAUGAAGGUGUGGUUGACUGUGAGGGACUGUUAUGUCAGAUGUAUCCUAUUUCCUGUGUAUUUAUAAGUAGAUGUCAGACAGAGACAGACAACAGUAUACAGACAGCUGUGGUGAUGGUGAUGUCCCUGCUGAAGUGUUUGUUGUUCUACUUCUCAUUCAAUGAGUUGACCACAGCAGCAGAAGCAAUUCUCUGGGUGAAGACAGGGGAGAAGUUUACCAUGAAGUGCUCCACCACUCUAAAAGACCAGGACGGAAUGUACCUGUAUGUUGGGCUGGACAGGGACAGGGAGGUGUUGUAUUACUACCAGCGUGGCUCCAAGCUGACCCCCAGGAAAGGCUACUGGGAGAGAGUGAAGACUGAGGGACCUGUGGACCAACUGACCAUCAUCGUCAGUAACCUGACCAUACAGGACACAGGUGUCUACCUGUGUAUUUACACAAAAUUCAAUGAAACCACGAAUGAAAAUGAAAUCAACCAAGGAAGAGGCUCCACUCUGGUCGUGGUGAAUGACGAUGACCCACAGCUGCCAUGUCCUACAGCUACUGCAGUAACGCUGACCCCCUUUCACCCAGCCAAUGAGAAGCCGUGCGCAUCUGGCGUGGUAAACAUCAUCAUCAUCAUCAUCACCACCACCAGCCUCUUGACCAUCCUACUGUGUGCCAUCUUCCUCAUCUGGCUCCCUCCACGGGUGAAGAGGUGCUGUAACCAGGGAGGAUCCACACCCCAGGUCUUUCCUGACUCGGUCUAUGUAGAAAUGGCCAGGAAUCACAAUUAUCAACCAGACACACAGCAGGUAGAAUCGUACCCCUACUCUGUGUCUACCAAAGGAGGAACUAGGACCACUGAGUAGCUUCUUCAAAUGCCUUUUCUGAAUAUUGCUUCUUUGCUUUCUCAGAAUUGAAAAGCCUGUUCUGCUGUAUUUCACAGUUCUAGCCUCAAUGCAAGUCUUUGUGGUAAAUUGUUUGUGUGUGUCGCACCAUACCAUGCUUGUGUGUGUGAAUAAAAUCUCUAUAUGGAAAGUAUAGGAGGGAACAGCCAAUGUUAUAUUCCAGGGCUAUUCAACUAUAUUCUUACGGGGGCCAGAUGUAAAAAAGGUUAAUUGCAGGGAGCCGGACAUUUUCCACAUGCGACGCACACACACACAAAUAAAGCACUUUUCUUCUAAUGAAAUGUUGCUAAAAGUAGUUAGGGAAGAAGUGGAAAGUGCUCGAUCAACGUGAGUUUAGGUGCAACCAAAAAAGUGCUCCUCAUUGAAAAGGAAAAGGCUCAAUGCUUGCUCACCAUUUUAACUAUUAAAAGAUUCUUAUAAGUAAUUUGGUGAUUUGAAAAUCAUCUGAAAACUAAGUAUCUCAAUAAAUAACAGACAACAACCAUAGUACUUUUCAUUUUGGCACUAAACUUCAGAUUUUGAUGCAGAUAUUUUAUGAAUGGUCAGAAUUGAUCAAAGGGCCAGUCUAAAUUACUGAAUGGGCCGGAUCUGGCCCGUGGGCCGCCAGUUGAAUAUCCCUGUUUUAGUCCAUAAGGUGUACAGUUGAUAGUGAUGGAGGCCUCUCUAUAACUUUUUUCAAUACAUCAGGUCAUAAGAUUUAUAUUCGUUUUAGUUCUGAACAAUAGUGUAGGCUGUGUUGUUCUCUAGUGUUUUUAGGUGAAAAGCUGUUCCUGUGCAUGGUGUCUGCCACAAAGUUAAAAUGAGAACUGUUUGUUAAGACUUUUAUUAUAUUUUAUCAUAGGUACAAAUAUUUUAGCUGCCUAAACUUCAUCAGGUACAUCAGGAUAUAAGCCAUUUUUACAUUACAUUUGAUUAUUCUAUGGUUUUAGUUGAGAUAGCUAGUAGGUUAAAACCAUAAUGAUCUGAGUAAAAAUGUUUCAUGCUGAUACGGAGUAAUGAGUGCAUCUUGUGGUUGGAAAAAUAAUUAUUCAUUUUUACCAAGUGACGUAGUAUUUGUCUUACACUAUGAGUCAGUUUUUUACUUAUGUUUCAACUUCCUAACAGCUUUUUUCACUUUAAAAUAGUUGUAACUGUGUAUUGUAUCUUUUUAAAGGAAGAAAAUAUUCUCACCAUUUGCCUUUUAAUCAAAGUAUUGAUAUAUUCAUGUGUAAUUUAACUUGUGUAUUGAUGUUUAUGUUGUAUUUGUGUAUGUGGUACGCAUUGGUGAUGUUCAGCUAUAUUGUAUGUUUUGGAAAGCUUUCUAUCUCAACCAAGUGAAGACAAGUUCAGACAGGAAACCAGAGUAUUUGCAUCAGCUGAUAUUGCACCAAUUAGAUUCACUCUACCGCUUUCUGACCACCCACCCCAGACUCCACCUGCCUUGUUCGCUGUUUAUUAUUAUUAUUAUUAUUAUUAUUAUUAUUAUUAUGUCAUCAUUACGCAUGCUCUGACAGUGAGCUACCCCAAAGAAGCAGAGCCUAACGCCAAGAGUAACGUAUUGAAUGUAUUUGAAUAUUUUCUA
Messenger RNA from Salmo salar (Atlantic salmon), 2674 nucleotides. RefSeq lists its product as uncharacterized. Gene Ontology annotation, biological process: adaptive immune response. Gene Ontology annotation, cellular component: membrane. Gene Ontology annotation, molecular function: signaling receptor activity. The record is from RefSeq and is a predicted model, not a curated record. Lineage: Eukaryota; Metazoa; Chordata; Actinopteri; Salmoniformes; Salmonidae.